AUGCCAUUCUAUGCAUUUAUAUUGAACCUGUCGAGGGGCAAGCGACCCCAGCCUCGAGUGCUUCUCCGGCGGCUUAGGUGCAGACACCAUUUCAGUCAUUUUGAACUUGACUCGGGGGGUCGAUGGGAUCUCAUGGGGGCCCUUCCUAGGACGCCCGGCGCUUCUGUGCUAAAUGCAGAAGACUGGGCGCUUGAUCUGGAAUUAAUGCAUUACUAUGGCUCGAUGACAUGUAACACUAUAUCUUGGCGCGAAAAUAUCUGUCACACCUGGAGAGUUAUCUUGCCUAUAGAGGUAUCUUUGAACAAAUACGUGAUGUAUGGUAUUUUGGCUAUUGCUAGCCUCCAUAAAGCCUACCUCUACUUGAAUCAGAAGAUAAAGUAUAUCAAGGCGUCAGCCUACCACUUAGCGGUCACCCUGAAAGAAUUCCGAGAACUUAUUACGUCUCCGGUGGACCAUAUAAAUCAGCAACCGGUGCUUUACGUUGCUUCGCUGAUCUGUAUACAUAUUUCUACGGUACCGAUCCAACUGGGUGUCGGCCAUUGGCCAAACUCGAUUUCCAACAUGGUCAGGUUAUUUACGAGUAUAAAAGGCUUUCAAGAGAUCAUAAGGCCUUUCUUGGAAUCUUUACAAAAGACGAAACUUGUGCCACUAGUGGGCUCUAUUUAUCUGCAGCAUAAAUGCUCCCUCCGAGCCGACAAUACCGACAGCCCUCCCGUGGUUAUACAAGAUCUAUCUUUAGCUAAGUGA
This is a messenger RNA of Penicillium waksmanii, 747 nucleotides long. RefSeq lists its product as uncharacterized. The transcript is spliced from 3 exons. The coding region runs from base 1 to 747 and encodes 248 amino acids. Lineage: Eukaryota; Fungi; Ascomycota; Eurotiomycetes; Eurotiales; Aspergillaceae. Gene Ontology annotation, biological process: regulation of transcription by RNA polymerase II. Gene Ontology annotation, molecular function: DNA-binding transcription activator activity, RNA polymerase II-specific. The record is from RefSeq and is a predicted model, not a curated record.